AUGUGCCAGGAGGAGUACAUUGAGCACUACACCACAAAGGUGCCAUUGUACCAGAGGUUGAGCAAGGCGGCAGCUGAAAAGAAGUGGAACUUGGACUUUAGUGCUGGCACCCUUGAGAAGGAACAAAGACGAAGCAAUGAUGAGGACGGAAAUGCAGGACCCUUGGUCUGGGUGAUGUGGGUACCCACUGGCGAGAAGAAGCUGACUGGCACCUUUGAAGAGAAGACUGUCAGUCACGAGACAACUUUGGAAGAGAAGGCCCCUACGGAGCGCAAGAUCCAGGAGCACAAGGAGAAAGUGGGAACCUUGUGGGAUGAAGAUGAGGACAUGUUCUGUGAAGCCAAAGCAGCUGCAGGCAAACCGCAAUCAAAGAAUGGAAAGAGAACAAAGGGCGGCGGCGGCGGCGGCAAUGGCAAGAACUUAUCCAAAGGCAGGCCAAUUGAUGAGCGCCAACCUCCACCGGAAGGUCGACAAGGCUCUGUGGUUCUAGAAGCUGCCAAGUUCAAGGCCUCCACGGUCAAGGACUGGCAAUGA
Durusdinium trenchii is the source of this 534-nucleotide messenger RNA. Lineage: Eukaryota; Dinophyceae; Suessiales; Symbiodiniaceae. The record is from the annotation of a GenBank genome assembly.